This is a messenger RNA of Bursaphelenchus xylophilus (pine wood nematode), 2790 nucleotides long. The record is from the annotation of a GenBank genome assembly. Lineage: Eukaryota; Metazoa; Nematoda; Chromadorea; Rhabditida; Aphelenchoididae.
AUGAGUGAGUUUCAGAACCGACCAAGUGUCCUGUCCAAUGCAGUCGCGGAAAAAGAAGUCUCGAAGCAGAACAAAAUCCUCAGCAAAAGCCCCGAUUUGCCAAUCUCGCACAAUGAGAAACCGAAAACCAGCUCAGGGAGGAGCAACAAAAUUGAUGUGGAGAGAAUUGUAAGCUCAAAAAAAAAAAAAAAUUAACCUUGUCACAUUUUUGCACUGUGCGGAGAUAAAUAUUUUUUUGCACAGUGCAAAAAAUUUUUUUUUAUUUCUUUUUGAAAAAUCGAAAUUCAAAUUUCAGACAUUAGUUUUUUUCAUAAAGUGCAUGGACAUUUUUUCUCUUUCGCACAGUGCAUUUUGAACUUUUUCCCACACUUAUCGCCAACGCACUGUGCAUUUUCCUCUUUUCGCACAGUGCAAACCUCAAACAAUCCGUUUGCACUGUGCAAAUUUUGUCGCGGCAAUAUUUCAAUGCACGGUGCGAAAGUAAGAAAUGCACAGUGCAAAUUGGAGGUUUUUUUCCACACUUAUCGCCAAUGCACUGUGCAUUGUUCCUCUUUUCGCACAGUGCAAACCUCAAAAAACCGUUUGCACUGUGCAAAUUCCGUCGCGGCAAUAUUUCAAUGCACGGUGCAAAAAUGAAAAAAAGUGAAACGCACAGUGCAAAUUGGAGGCUUUCCCAUGCUCAUCGCCAAUAAACUGUGCAUUUUUUCUCUAUCGCACAGUGCAAACCUCAAAAAAGCCGUUUGCACUGUGCAAAUUCCGUCGCGGCAAUAUUUCAAUGUACGGUGCGAAAGUAAAAAAAAAGUGAAAUGCACUGUGCAUUUCGAACUUUUCCCCACGCUUAUCGCCAACGCACUGUGCAUUGUUUCUCUUUUCGCACAGUGCAAACCUCAAACAAUCCGUUUGCACUGUGCAAAUUCCGUCGCGGCAAUAUUUCAAUGCACGGUGCAAAAAUCAAAAAAAAAAAGUAAAAUGCACAGUGCAAAUUGAAGGGUUUUUGUGCACAGUGCGGACCUCGGCAAAUUGUCCAUGCACUUUAUGAAAAUACUAAUAUCAGUCUGUCGGGAAAAUAAUGUGGAUUUGUCGCGCUUUGGAAACGCCUAUUAUCGCUUUGCCGGCCGCGGCUGAAGAUUUGGCGACAGCGACAAGGCGAUCAAUUUUUCUGCGACAAAUCCACAAUAUUUUCCCGACAGACUGAUAUGAAAAUUCUGCAAAUUCUAAUAACACGUUUUCAGGAGCUCGACAGACAACAAGAGGAGAUAAUCAAGAAGGUCGCGGCCUUCAAACCGCUGAUCAACAGUGCCUCCGCCAAUGUGGAUUUGGCCAACGACGGAAGCAGGAAGAAUGAAAAGAGCGAGCGGAAAAAUGGAUCAACGAAAAUGGAGACAAAGGAGAAGCCAAGAGAGGAAAAGGGCGACAAAAAGAGAGUCAAGUCCAGCAUGGUGGAUUUGAAUGACACCGUAAGUGAAUCGAAAUUCUCGGAAAAUUUUUGCUUACGACUCGGAUCUUUGAACUUAAAAAAACCAGCAAAAUACUAUGUAUGUCGGGAAAAUAAUGUGAUACUGCGACGAGGCGAGACAUUUUGCCACGACAAAUCCGCAUUAUUUUCCCGACAGACUGGUAAAAUAAAACCAGUAAAAUAUGGUAUAAUAUAGUCUGUCGGGAAAAUAAUGUGGAUUUGUCGCAGCAAAAGUCUAGCCUCGUCGCAGUGCGCAACCUAAUCUCCAGUCGCGGCGAAAAAACCCGACGAUCGGCGACUGUCGCGGUCCACAUUAUUUUCCCGACAGACUGAUAAUUAGGACUUGCUUUGCACCGUGCAGACUUGUCAAACCUUUUCAAAUCACCCCAUUCAGCAUUAUCAGCUUUAGUUUUGUAUUACCAGUCUGUCGGGAAAAUAAUGUGGAUUUGGUGCGGCUUGAAAUAUUCGUCGCUUUGCUAGCCGCGGCUCAAGUUUUGAUACUGCGACGAGGCGAGAUGUGUUGCCGCGACAAAUCCACAUUAUUUUCCCGACAUAUUGUUAAUAUAAAAACAGUAAAAUAUAGUAAUCAACCUUAGUAUUAGUCUGUCGGGAAAAUCAUGAGGACUUGUCGCGCCUUGGAAUCGCCCGGUAUUUGGCGCCCGACUACAGAAAAUUUUUCGAUAUUUUGCUGCGACGGGUCCUUAUCAUUCUGUCGGGAAAAUAAUGAGGACUCUGUCGCAUCAAAAAUUGCAUAAAAUAUGAAUUGGUCGCGAAAAAAAAUAAAAUUGCUUUUCACUUCGGCGACACGAUCGGCGCAGCGAUAUUAGGCUCAUUAUUUUCCCGACAGACUGAUAAAAUCUUAUAAAACCAGUAAAAUAUGGUAUAAUAUUAGUCUGUCGGGAAAAUAAUGAGGACUUGUCGCGGUAAAAUGACUCGUCUAGUCGCCUUCGGGCAACAAAUUUCCAUCCAUCGCAAAGCGAUGAUGAUCGAUUUGAAGGCGCGAUGAAUCCACAUUAUUUUUCCGACAGACCGAUGACAAAUUUCUUUUACCAAGCUGCAACUUCAGUUUUACAUCAUCAACUCAAAUAAAUCGCAUGUUUUCAGGAGGUGUCGCCAACGGACAAAGUCUUGGCCAACCGCUCCAAUGCGCCCUCCAAGAACGCCCUCAACUUCAAUGUCCUGCAACAACAACAGCAACAGGUAACAGCGAGAGGACUAUGGAUUUUUUACGUUGUUUUAAAAAGCUUAUGACGCGCAUGAGAUAAUUUUUUGAAUUUCAGCAAAGCAGCAGCAAGAAUUCGUCGUCCAAGUCGCCAACUCGAAAAAUCCCAUAA